Molecule: messenger RNA, 3891 nt
Organism: Lacerta agilis (Sand lizard)
Lineage: Eukaryota; Metazoa; Chordata; Lepidosauria; Squamata; Lacertidae
Product: collagen alpha-1(XXIII) chain-like
Exons: 51
Coding region: 215-3250 (1011 amino acids)
Biological process (GO): endothelial cell morphogenesis; angiogenesis
Cellular component (GO): collagen type IX trimer
Source: RefSeq, a predicted model, not a curated record
UAUCUCCCCGCCCCCGCCCCGCACAGCUGGAGGGCCAUGCUAGGGAAAGAGGCCACGCUUCCCAAACUUCCUGCCCCACUUUCCUCAACAGCCGGCUGCCAGGACGUGCCGCCGUCGCCGCUGAGCGCGCCUCGAGUGUGAGGAGCGAGGAGAGAGCCGCCUCAGGAGCCGCCGCCCCCUGAGGGGACCGUGAGCCCGCCGCCCACCCCGCGCAAUGAGCGAGCCCCGGGAGAAGAAGGCGCCCGCGGCUUCGCCCCCCGGCGGCACUGGCAAGGGCCCCGCCGUCGUCUCGCUGCUCUUCUCGCUCCUCUCGGUGGGCGCUUGCUUCCUGCUCAACGCCAAGACCUCUCGGCUCGAGGGCCGGCUGGUGGCCCUCGAGGAGGAGUUGGCCGCCGGCCGCGCAUGGAGCCCCGGCGAGCAGCUCAGCGCCGAGCCCCUGCUCGCCCUGCUGCAGCCUCAGGUGGACGGGCUCCUGCAGGAGAAACUGAGUGAAGGAUUAGCCAAACUACGUACAGCAAGAGACGUAUCAUCUGAAUGCAGGUGCCCACCAGGUCCACCUGGAAGGCGAGGAAAGGCUGGACGACGAGGAGAUCCAGGUCCUCCAGGGCAGUCAGGACGAGUUGGUUACCCGGGGCCUCUUGGACUGGAUGGCAAACCAGGGCCUCCAGGAGCAAAAGGGGAAAAGGGGGAUCAAGGAGACAUCGGCCCAAGAAUGGCUUUCCCUCGCCUCAGUCAUGGAUUUCUCUCUGACCAGCCUAUUUUUAGCCGACGUAUCCUUAAGGGGGAUCAAGGUAAUGAUGGUGCUGCUGGUCCGCCAGGUCCUCCUGGACAGCCGGGUGCAAGAGGGCCCCCUGGAGACACAGGAAAAGAUGGCCCAAGGGGACCCCCAGGCCUUCCUGGUGAGAAAGGACAACCUGGAGAAGCUGGUAUCAUGGGUGAGCCUGGUAUUCCAGGAGGAAAAGGUGAUGCUGGAAUCCCAGGAGAACCAGGGAUUCAAGGGCCAAAGGGAGAACAAGGAAGUAUUGGGCCCAUAGGCGAGAAGGGCAAUGAAGGACUACCAGGGCCAAAGGGAAAACAAGGAAGCGUUGGCCCAAUGGGAGACAAAGGCAUAGAUGGUAAACCAGGGCCAAAGGGAGAACCUGGAAGCCCUGGCCCAAUGGGAGACAAAGGCAUAGAUGGUCUACCAGGGCCAAAGGGAGAACCAGGAAGUGUUGGCCCAAUGGGAGAGAAAGGCAUAGAUGGUCUACCAGGGCCAAAGGGAAAACAAGGAAGCGUUGGCCCAAUGGGAGACAAAGGAAUAGAUGGUCUACCAGGGCCAAAGGGAGAACCAGGAAGUGUUGGCCCAGUAGGGGAGAGAGGCAUAGAUGGUCUACCAGGGCCAAAGGGAGAAUCAGGAAGCCCUGGCCCAGUAGGGGAGAGAGGCAUAGAUGGUCUACCAGGGCCAAAGGGAGAACCAGGAAGUGUUGGCCCAGUAGGGGAGAGAGGUAUAGAUGGUCUACCAGGGCCAAAGGGAGAACCAGGAAGUGUUGGCCCAGUAGGGGAGAGAGGCAUAGAUGGUCUACCAGGGCCAAAGGGAGAAUCAGGAAGCCCUGGCCCAGUAGGGGAGAGAGGUAUAGAUGGUCUACCAGGGGCAAUGGGAGAACCAGGAAGUCCUGGCCCAGUAGGGGAGAGAGGCAUAGAUGGUCUACCAGGGGCAAAGGGGGAACCAGGAAACAUUGGCCCUGUGGGGAAAAGAGGCAUGAGUGGUCUACCAGGGCCAAAGGGAAAUCGGGGAAGCAUUGGCCCAACAGGGGAGAGAGGCAUGGAUGGGCUACCAGGGCCAAAGGGAAAUCAAGGAAGCAUUGGUCAGACUGGGGAAAAAGGUAUAAAAGGGCAACCAGGAGCAAGGGGAAAACGAGGAAGCGCUGGCUCAGUGGGAGAGAGAGGCAUAGAUGGGCUACCAGGGCCUAAGGGAGAACCCGGAAGCAUUGGCCCAGUGGGAGAGAAAGGCUUAGAUGGUCUAGCAGGGCCGAAGGGUGAACCAGGAAGCCCUGGUCCAAUAGGAGAGAAAGGCAUAGAUGGUCUACCAGGGCCAAAGGGAGAACCAGGAAUCAAUGGCUCAGUAGGAGACAAAUGCAUUGAUGGGCUACCAGGGCCAAAGGGAGAACCCGGAAGCCCUGGCCCGACAGGAGACAAAGGCAUAGAUGGUCUACCAGGGCCAAAGGGAGACCCAGGAAGUGUUGGCCCAACAGGAGAGAAAGGCAUAGAUGGCCUUCCAGGGCCAAAGGGUGAACCUGGUGAAAGAGGAGCAGAUGGAUACAUUGGGCCAAGGGGUCCUCCAGGCCUGAAAGGAGAACAGGGUGAUACAGUAAUAAUAGACUACGAUGGUAGAAUCUUGGAAGCUCUCAAGGCUGCAGGGAAACUCAGAUUGACGGGCCCGCCAGGUCCCCAAGGGCCCCCAGGCCCCCAAGGAGCUCCAGGACCAAAGGGAGAACUUGGAUUGCCUGGCCCACCUGGAGUUGAUGGAGAGAAGGGUCCUAAAGGUUCAAAAGGAGACCAAGGAAGCUCCGGACUCAUAGGACAAAAGGGAGAGAAAGGAGACGUUGGCUUGACUGGUCUCCCAGGUCCGAAAGGAUUGAAAGGAGACCAAGGAAACCCUGGAAUAACGGGGGAGAGAGGAGAGACAGGGGAAAUGGGCUUGUCUGGUCCACCGGGCAUUGAUGGACCAAAAGGAGAACCUGGUGCUCCCUGUGAGAAGGAUCUUGUGCAGAUUAUAGCUGAACCAGGACCUCCUGGCGUUCCAGGUCUACCAGGUCCACCAGGCCCUAUGGGUCCUCAAGGAAUACAGGGGCAGAAGGGUCCUCAAGGAAUUCAAGGACACAAGGGCUCAGAUGGUGCAAAGGGUGCAAAAGGUGAAAGUGGUCAUAAAGGUGAAAAAGGUGUCCCUGGGCCACAUGGUGCUGCUGGUACUCCUGGGCUUAUCGGUUUACCAGGCACCAAAGGGGAGAAGGGAAAGCCAGGGGAACCAGGAUUAGAUGGUUUCCCAGGCCUAAGAGGAGAAAAAGGAGAAAAAAGUGAGAGAGGAGAAAAGGGAGAAAGAGGACUUCCAGGUAGAAAAGGAGCAAAAGGGCAAAAGGGAGAGCCAGGGCCGCCUGGAUUGGAUCAGCCUUGUCCAGUGGGACCAGAUGGAUUACCAGUACCAGGAUGUUGGCACAAGUCACAGAUGGAAACAGAGGAGAAAAUGAAAAAGAAAAAGAAGUUGCAGCCUUAGAAAUGAGACAAACGGUGGCUUACGGAUGAAUGUAGGAGGAAGCUCCAACCCGGAAAUGCAACACAAACAUAACCACACAUGCUGCUACAUACCUCCACCUUGAAGAAAACAGUUACGUUCUUGGUCGUUAUGAUCACCUCUGUUAUCUGUAGUGGCUUUUUCCACAUGUAGAAAACUUUGUCGCCGGGAGAACCUCUGCUUAGCAUUCUACAAUCUGUGACUUAAAGCGGGUUGAUUCUCUUCAGGAACUUUUGUAAUUACUACGGAAUUGGAAAAACUUGUAGUGCCUCACAUACCAUACAGAUCACACACAAAAAACACACACACAGAGGAAACAGUACAAUGUUCAUCUCAGUUUUACAGAUUUGGAGCAUAACACCAGUGCUGAUUUAAAACCUCUUCCAUAGCCACAGUCCAUGAGUGCCAACUCACGUUUGCAAACUGGGAAGGGAUUCCUGUAUGAAGUCCAGUGCUUGCUUCCCUGAAUUGGCAGGGCUUGCCAUAUCAAUACUGAUAAACUGGAGCUCUGUUUUUGUACUUUGCUCCCCCACUCCCAUAUGCAGAACCAAGUACAUAACUCUAGGAGGAGUAUCUUCAUUGGUGUGUAAGCACCUCCCAAAUAAAACUACCUGUGGUCAGAA